Molecule: messenger RNA, 615 nt
Organism: Lathyrus sativus (Indian pea)
Lineage: Eukaryota; Viridiplantae; Streptophyta; Magnoliopsida; Fabales; Fabaceae
Source: the annotation of a GenBank genome assembly
AUGGCUGCCACUAAAGUUUACAUUGUUUACUACUCUACAUACGGACAUGUCGAGAAGCUAGCUGAAGAGAUUAAAAAAGGGGCGGCUUCUGUCGAAGGAGUUGAAGCAAAACUAUGGCAGGUACCUGAAACACUUCCAGAGGAUGUCCUUGGGAAGAUGGGAGCACCUCCAAAGAGUGAUGUGCCGAUUAUUACACCGAAUGAACUAACUGAGGCUGAUGGUUUGUUGCUUGGUUUCCCGACAAGAUUUGGAAUGAUGGCUUCUCAAUUUAAAGCAUUCUUAGAUGCAACUGGAGGCCUAUGGCGCACUCAGGCACUUGCAGGAAAACCUGCUGGAAUCUUUUACAGCACUGGUUCUCAAGGAGGUGGCCAAGAGACUACCCCGUUGACAUCCAUUACCCAGCUUGUUCACCACGGAAUGAUUUUUGUGCCAAUUGGUUACACAUUUGGUGCUGGGAUGUUCGAGAUGGAGAAUGUGAAAGGUGGCUCCCCAUACGGCGCAGGUACCUACGCAGGGGACGGCUCAAGACAGCCUACCGAUUUGGAAUUGGCUCAAGCAUUCCAUCAGGGGAAGUACUUUGCUGGCAUUGCAAAGAAGCUCAAAGGAUCUCAGUGA